AUGUCGGCGGAUGGAGGUGGCGGCAGCGGCGGCGGCGGCGGCCAUGGAGGCGUCCAUCAAGUCGGCGGCGGUGGUCAAGACGUUCAAGGCGGCUUAGGCAGCGGCGGCGGCGGCCGUGGCAGCGUGAGCGGCACGGCGAAGAAGCCCAAGCGGAGGCACCCGGGGAGGUGGUCCCCGUCCAACGGCGGCUCCCCGGCCGGAGAGUCGCCGUCCGCGAAACGGGCGAUGAUCAUGAACGCGAGGAAGGGGGGGGCGUCGUCGUCGUCGGGGGCGGGGUCCCAGGGCAACCGCGCGGCGGGCGGCCCGCUCUUUGACGGUACCGGUAGCGGGAGUGAGAGCAGCUGUAGGUUCGGCGGCUUCAGCUUGUCGGCCGACGCAAAGCAGCAGCAGCAACACCACCACCCACGGCAACAAGCCCAGCAGCAGCACCGGCCGCAGCAGCAGCAACGAGACACGCAAGAGGGGGCGCCGCAGCAGCGACGGCAGCAACGGACUUCCAAUGGUGGCGGUGGCGGUUCCCCGAGGACGACCUCGGCCGCCACCGGCCCAAGGACGGACAAGACGAUGCCUACGAAGGCGGCCACACUGGCGGCGGCGGCGGCGACACCGGCGACAGCGAUUCGUGACGCUAAGCCCUCCCCUCGGGUGAGCCCCUCCUCCUCCUCGGCCACGGUGUCGACAUCGUCGGCCAAAACGGCACCGAUCGCGCCGCCGGCAGCGGUGACAGCGGCAGCGGCGGCGGCACCGCCGCCGGCGGUGGCGGCGAGACCCGAUGGAAAGGAGAACACCCUCGACGGGGUGGACACGAAGAAGGCCGGAGCGGGGAGGGAGCCGCGCAACCCCGGGGUGGGCGGUGGCAAGCCCCGCUCAGGAACAAGGGCAGGAACAGAGACUGCCGCCGCAGCACCAGCACCAGCAGCGCCGGAGGCGACGGCGGCAACGCCAACAUGGUGGGACCGAGGGACUUUGCUGUCCCUCGAGUCUGCCGGUGGCGGUGAAGGCGGCGGCGGGGGCGGGGGGGAGGAGAGGGGAACGCCGGUGCCGCCGGGCUUGAGGCCGCCCGGCCGCGAGCUGGACGUGCUGUGCGAGUGGAGCCUGGACCAGCUGAGAGUGGACGACGAGGUCGGGAUGUUUUCUCGAGGCGCCUUUGGCAAGGUGGUGGCAGCACGGACGAGGAUGGACCAGCAGGUCGCUGUCAAGAUCGUUGCCAAGUCUGGGCUGUCCCCUGAGCGUUACAUCGAGCGGGAGCUUGAGCUCCUCGAGCUGUGCUCCGUGCACCCCAAUGUCGUGGGGCUACACGGCGUGAUCCGGACUUCGCAGCGGGUGUACGCGCUGAUGCCUCUGGCGGACACGGACCUCGCCGCCAUGGUGAAGGUGCUGUUGGCGGACUUUGGGCUCGCGAAGCAACUCCCGAAGGGGGAUCCGGGACUUCUCGUUGGAGCGUGCGGGACGAAGCCGUACCUCGCUCCCGAGCUGGUGCGCGAUGUCCCGUACGACGCCGCUGUCGACAUGUGGGCCGUGGGCGUGGUCACCUACGAGCUCCUCCACGGCUACACUCCAUUCAGCCCGAAGCUCGUGGUCCCUCGCUCGUGGGACGGCGUCGUGCGAGAGGACUACGUCCGAAAGAGCAACGCCAACAACAGGAGCAGACUAGCCAACGGCGGCAGCCGGCGGCGGCGGCGGGAGACCGACGGCUGCGGAUACAGCGACCACGACGCGACCAGCAGCAGCAGCAGCGGCAGCGGCAGCACGGGGGAAGGCGGCACCCUGAGCGUCAGCGAGUCCAGCGGCUCUAUCGUCAACAAGCGCAUGUUCGAGCGCUCCGCGCCCCCGGCGCCCGGCGGCGGCCUGGACCGUGCCUGGCUCGCCGGCCAGGCGCACCAGGCUCUCCUCUUCGGGAAGGGCGGCGAGAACGACGAGUACCAGGCGGAGAGGCGGACGGGGGAGGGGCACGGCAUCGCGGGGGGCGGGGGGCGGGGAGCGGGAGGGGGGGGGGGAGGGGGGCGCAGGCGGCGGGGGCACCGGGAGCAGGACCAGCUGAAGCUGCUGGAGGCCGUCGUGCGCGGGGGCUACGAGGUGGAGGAGGGCUGCGUGGGGGGGGUCGUGGCGGACUUCAUCUCGCAGCUCUUGCGAGUGACCCCGGCGAGGCGCAUGUCGGCUGCGGCAGCCGCCGAGCACCCGUUCCUUGGCCCCGCCUCGAAGGUCCCCCGCCGUCGGAGGGCGGCAAGGGCGGAGGUCGCCGCCGUGCAGACGGAGCAAGCGGCGGCGGCGGCACAGCGCCACAAGGCCCGACUGCAGCAGCAGCAGCAGCAGCAGCAGGAGGCGGCGGGGGGGAAGCCGACGAAGGCGAGCGCGGCGGCGGCGGCCGCCGCAGCGACCGCUCUGUCCGAUAUCGCGGUGCUGGCCGGCGCCAUGAGCGAUGAGGCGCGGAGCCUGCUUGCCGACACCAAGCGCUGGGACAAGGCGGCCGCCGACGCCGCCGCCGUUGCGGGCGCUGAUGCCGGUGCCGGUUCCUCCGGCGAGAACGGCGGCGGUGGCGGUGGUGUCCUCCCGGCGCCGGCGGGGAAGGCGGCAGUAGCGACGGCGGUGGCCGACGCUGUCGGGAAGGCGGAGACCGCCGUCGCGCGGGCGGAGCUCCUGGCGAAGGAGUCGAGGGCGGGGUCCUUGGCGGCGGAGGCCGUGGCGAACUCGCGGGAGUUGGCACGCGCGCAGGAAGCUGCGGCGGCGGCGGCGGCGGCGGCGGUUCUGAAGAAGGGCGGGAACACGGUGGCGGGGACGGGGGUUGGCGGCGGAGACAAAGCUGAUGGUGUUGUCGCGGGGGACAAGAAUGGCGCCGCCAAGACGGUGUUCAGGUUCCAGUAG
Messenger RNA from Ectocarpus siliculosus, 2862 nucleotides. Lineage: Eukaryota; Phaeophyceae; Ectocarpales; Ectocarpaceae. The record is from the annotation of a GenBank genome assembly.